Acaulospora colombiana is the source of this 196-nucleotide messenger RNA. The record is from the annotation of a GenBank genome assembly. NCBI's taxonomy places the organism in Eukaryota, Fungi, Glomeromycota, Glomeromycetes, Diversisporales, Acaulosporaceae.
AUGGCUUACAUUGGAGUUUACAGGCACAGAAGUCGUGGGGAUCUUUCGCAUAAGUGGGUCGAACAGACGGAUGCGAGACCUGCAGAUCAUCUUCGAGACCCCCCCUCGAUAUGGAAAGAACAUACAAUGGCAAGAGCAACAGUUUACACCGCACGAUGUAGCUUCCAUCUUUCGAAGAUUCCUGACAUCCAUGCCG